UGGUUGCCUGGUUUCCAACAGCCACUAGUCCCCAUGCCUUUUUAUAUUUCCAUAAUACACGAAUUUAAUAUGCCUGGGCAUUUCUGGUGCAAGAUAUUCAUAUGCAUAGCGCCCCGCGUAUUUUCUCGUCGAGCGAAGUAAAGUUCCAACCUUCUUUUAACCGUUACAGUUCCCGAUACCCGUUUCACGCUAACGGCAGCAGCCGAGCGCUAACUUCAGUGGAGCGUUUCCACCUCCAUCCGUUGCGUUGGGCAUCCACUGGUUGCCUGAACAUUUAACCAAGGGCACUGAGAGCCACUGCGUCCCGCGGCCCUAAUGCUUCAACUAUGGUCUUACUAUCUGCCGAGUUGCAGACAUUAGGUUGCCGUGACCCGCUGUAGGAAGUGCAGAAUUCAGCGCCCACGAUAGGCAUUAACAAGUCCGAAAGAACCUUUCUCUGUGCCGGAAUGUACUUUCCAGGUUGUGCGUUGUGGAACUUUUGCGGAAAACUUCUUCAGCGCCAGGCUCUCAUCGCAGCUUAGAAUCUUUCACCUGGACUCUCCUUCAGUAAGAGAUCCUUGGGGGUAGAUCAGUAUGCUCCAAAUCAAAUCAAUUAACUAUUCGAUUAUAUGUCGAUUAGUGCUCUUUCAAGAUGGAAACCGUCGACCAAUAGCAUUAUAACUGUCAUCAUUAACUAUAAUUUCCACGCGCGGACCACCGAAUGUCCAUCUAGAAGUUCCGUUAUCUUUGCAUCGAUACACCCCUCUUUAAGACUCAAAAUGACAUACACACAAGCGAUUCGAAGACAUUCUCGUCGGGCAGGCCGUCUGCAGCUGGCCGUGUCAGUCACCAUGCCAGACUGACGCGUGGCUCUCGGAGGAAGCUUCCGUUUUCCGGUGGGGCGAUUUAACAAUGCCAGGGAUAGCUUAUAUCGUCCUACAAACUUGUCGAUUUCCCCAAUCACCUCAAAAUUAAGUCCACCAAAAAGGGGCCGUCAUCGAUCGGAUGCAGAAAUUGGUACACCCGCUCACACCAACUGGCGAUGGCAGAAGCAGCGGUCUAUAAGCAUAGUUCGUGCACUGAGUAACUAUAUGAUGUGAUACAGAUCAAACUUACAGGCAAUUGUUGCCAGCUCGAGACCCAAUCCUGGCCAUGUAUUAUGCGCUUUGCCGGGCGAGCAACCAACCGGUUGUGGUGCCCUGCCGUUUGCGAACGUGUUUCUCGGGUUUGUCCGUUUAUUUCGAAACUCUUCGAGUAUAUCAAAAAGUAUAAAGGCGGCGUGUAUUGCUACCUGGCCCCUUUGGAAGCUCAAAUGAAACUUACAUGCUACUAAGCAUUUCACGCCUAACCACCAUGGAUCUCAGCACUCAAACAACCAAGUCUGCAAUUCUCCCCACAGCUGCAUUCUCGAAAACGCACCAUAAUUAUGACGAUGAGAACCCUGAAAACAGCGAGCCACAUUGGGAGAAUUCUAUUUUGAAUCCAAAAAAUCGGAUAGAGAGUCUCUCACCACUUCCGAAUCCUCUCUGGCGAAUUGACGCCGUUGCUAGUAAUGGAACCGACUUCUUCAUAGUCCCGCUAUUCAUGGAAAACUUUCCAUAUCUACGCAUUGGAUUAAGUAUUCCCGAGCACACGAAAUUCUGCCGGCGACUCCAAGAGGAUUUGAUGAUGAGCGCUGUAUUCCACAUGCGAGACAAGGUCCGAAUUAACAACCUUCCGCUCACCCAGCAUCUUCUCCGAAUACUUCAACACUGGACUCUCUCUAAUCCCAAUUUUGUCAAAAUUUACCAAAAGCUUCCUUGGGGAUCGUCUUUGGUUGCUGAAAGUAUCCCUAAUGAUGUCAAAUGUGCCAAGCUCACGAUCACACCCUCUCACCAUGCCGAGCAACAACUGCUGACGGUUGAAGACCUUCAGCUUUUUUGGGGACACGAAUUAGAUUUACCCGAGCCUGUUGACAUCAAAGACCUCCGCUACGAAGAACAGCUUCAUGAUAGCGUAUGUGCUGUCUGGAUCUCGCACAAACGUUACGCUUUCAAAGCCGUCACUACCCAUACCAAGUACCUGUAUAACGAACUACGACAGCUACUCUUGAUUACUCCUCACGAUAAUAUCAUUUCACGACCAAGACAUUUGAUUGUGAAACCCAGUGUGUUCGGUGGCGAGCUGCUCGUAAUUGGAUUUACGCUCGAUUAUCACAAGUUGUCCUGUGCACGGGAUCAUCUUGGAUUCUAUCGGCGGCAAAAUAUUUCAAGUCUAAGGAGAGAGGUAAAUUGGUGCUUGCAGAUAACCUCGGCACUUAUUCACCUACGCGAGACUCGCGGAACAUAUUAUCCUGAUCUCCGUUUAGACAAUAUCUUGCUCAAGGACAACCUAGAUUUUGUCAUGGUGGAUUUUGAACAGCGCGGGGUAUGGUUUGAAUAUGCUCCUCCAGAAGUCAAUGCAAUCGAUAUUAUGUGUACGCUACAAGGAGAUUCAUCUCUAGAUGAGAGGAUUCGAUCAAAAUACAGAUCCAUCCUCGAAUCUGUGAUCCCAAACGCGGAUAUUCUGUUACGAGCUAAUGAGUAUUAUUACUAUACCAAUGACGGGUUUAACAUCCCUUGGCUCGCUUUGACAAGCAAAGAACGCGAAGCUUGUGAAGUAUUCAUGCUUGGCCGUUUGAUGUGGUGUAUCUUUGAGGCUGCUUGUGCCCCUCAUAGCGGUUCCUACUGGGUUUCUUAUGCGCACGAACUCGACUUUGACUUUCCUUUGUAUCGUGCAACACCGCCAGCAAUUAGAAAUCUCAUUGAUUGGUGCACUCGCGGCCACCGCCAAUGUCUGAGUGAUGUCAUCUUCCGCCAAGAUGGGAGGGUAAUCCUUCGAGAACAUCAAGGCACGAACGCGUCAACUCCACAAGAGGUUCAAGAGGCAGCGUAUUCGUUUUGGGAGAAAGAAGUACAGGAAGCAGAAGAAUGGGUUUCCGAACGAUCACGUCAAAUCCAAGCCGGAACCUGGAACGAAAACUACUACCAUCGGCCGAAUCUUCGUCAGGUUCAGCAUGAACUCAUCAAAUUCAAUGAAUCUGGGUUGGGCAUGGAUUGACAACAAGGAGAUGUGGUACUGCCCCUUACAUAUUAGAGGUUCGUUUUUUUUAGAUUUAGGUGGAAUCUCGCAGAUUCGAUAAGUGCGUUUUGCAAAUGUCACAUCAUUCAUAUUUUUUGGCGAAUGAAGUUGCUCUCUAAUGCACUGGGUUUAAUUAAGCAUCUAGAGAUGGCGUGAAACAACAAAGAAAAUACAUGGUCAAAAGGAAAAAAUGGGAAUCAGAUAGAUUUGAAUUCAUAAUAUGUACUAGAAGUUUCUUUGAAUGCCGAAGAAGAAUUGUUAGAAAUUUAACAACGUGAACGAGUGUCAUAUAUGGCCGUUAAUCGGAAGGCCCAGGGCGUCUGUUAUGUGCCUUUUAUCUGGCCCUCUUGAUCUUAGAAGACAGCAUAGGAGACUGGGAUGAACGCUUCCUGCCUCCGGCUGACGGUUUCCCCGCUCUUUGUUUAUGCAAGGAUGAGUUCAAGACUCUAAACUUGCUCACAUACGUAGCCGGGGCUCCAUGAAUAGCGAUUUGCUCAAGGAUGGCUUCGAGAUUAUGCAAAAACUGGCUUGCAGCGCCAGGAAUCAAACUAAGUUCGCCCACAACAAAGUUCUGGUCUGUGUCGCCAAUGAGUCUCAAGUACAGGUUCCUGUCGUGCCGGUCCUUCCCAGGGUGCGCGUCCUUGUUUCGGCUCACCACGCUGGCGAGGAUGUGUGUAAGAGCGCGUGCGGCACAAAGGGCCUCACCGGCUGGUAAAGGGUCAUCUUGCGCAAAGAUGUAAGAGCGGAUUAUUCGAAUGACUCCAUUAAUAUGCCGAGAUGCCCAUUCGACAUUCUGCUGUGACUCCGUUGAUAUUUUGUGAACUCCAAAGAGAUCAGGGGAUGCUGGUGGACUCUGAGAUAUGAGGUGGUAGGACGAGGCAGAGUAGUUAUCGAGAUCGCGAAGAACCCUGUCAAUUCUUCGAGAGAGUUUCAUGAAUGGGUCGUGAAUGGCGUCGUUUGCGUUGGUUUUGGAGAGGACAUAUUGGAAAAAGGCGGCGUUGUCAAGUAGCAUGCGAAAGACAGAGUAGUCGAGAUCCUGGGGCUGGAUAAUGUCCUCGCCAACGACGAUGGGAUAAUCGAAUAUGUCAGGACGGUCCAUGUCGUCGUGGAAAGAUGAUAUAAUCUCUCGUGAGUCCUGGAAACGGCCAUCGUCGGGGCUCAUCAAGUACCCGUCUUCGUCUAUAGAGUCGUCAUAUCCCACUGGCUGAUUCUCCGGUUGCAAGUGCUGGCACCGGAAGUCCUGCGCAAGAACAUCAAGAUGAUAAUUGACGAGAUUUUGAAAUGGGUCACCCAUCUCUUCUGCGUAUCCAUUAGAGUUCAUGGUCAGAGGUUUGUUGUGGUCGUGGUCGUAGAGAGUUUGCUUAACCAGCUGAUCUAACAGCCAGAAAAGAUGCUCGCAUGUCUCCCCCCCGGUUCUAUUUGUAUUACAAGAACACAUUAGACGCUCGGAUCCAGUGCUUGAAGCCUUGAUCCGGACAGUUCGUGUGACCAACUCUGUCAUUUGAAAUGCGUAAGUGUCGUCCAUCCUCCUGCAUUUCUCGAUGGCGAUCUUGGGUGGCUCAUUGAAGACGUCUCGAACCGCAUUCUUCGUUUUCUCGGAAAGCUGGUCAAUUUUAUACGUCAAUCUAGUGGGAGACUGGACCGUUGAAGGGUCUUCGUCAUUUUCCAGAUCAGAAUCGUGAUGAAGUUGCUCUUCAGGAUUGGCAGAGGCUUCCUCCUUGACAACAGUGUCGUCGGUGAUUAUUGAGUACGGAACCGGCAUUGGACGAGCCCUAGAUCGAGUGGUCGGUGGCAUUUGACUAAUUUGGAGAUUCCUGAGAGCAGACACGGGGGGGGAAUUGGAAAUGGCCGACAUUGAACGCCCAACCCAACACGGGAAGGCGGUACAAAGACGCUUUUGAUGUACAGCUUCCGAGGGAUAUUGCUACUCCUAGGCGCGAAGUAAGUAGCUUGUAGUUGCCAAGGAAAAGGUGAGGUGGAAUAUGGAAGAAAUGCGGGAAGCCUCGGGCAGUGAGACGAGACAAAAGAGAUCGCCUGGGGGAGGACGCCUUAGUUGACAAGACGAAGGUCAAUCCACCAAGUGUUUGUCGACUUGGGAAAGCGCAGGACUAGGCGGGAAACAAGGCAGCCGAAUCCCUAAGAUGGAACAAAGGGGAAUUGUGGCUGAAGACCAAAGAAAAGGUUGGUUGGUCCACGGUGUUGCGGGUGGACUGUAACUUGUCGAGCCCAGAUUGGGGGUUACGCCGUCAGCCUUGUGUCCUGGGUAAUGCCACCGCUGAAGGAAGGAAAACAAGGGAAAUAAAGUGAGGAACAAAAGAUGUCGACGUAGAACAAAGAAAAUAUUUCACUGUAGGUUAUGGAGGGGGGCGGAACCCAAAUGGAGGAAGGGCACGCGGCGGCUCUUUUAUCACGGACAGAAGCGCGGAGCAGGUGAGGAAUAAGUCAACUGGGCCCUGGGCCAUGCCUGCACACCCCUCCCCCCCCCCUCCCCCC
Molecule: messenger RNA, 5571 nt
Organism: [Torrubiella] hemipterigena
Lineage: Eukaryota; Fungi; Ascomycota; Sordariomycetes; Hypocreales; Clavicipitaceae
Source: the annotation of a GenBank genome assembly